CCUGAAUAUGCAGUCAUAGUUAAGAAAAUGACUAAUUAGUUAAGUACACAUAUUUAUGUUAAGCAUAUUAUCAAUAAAAAAAUCCAAUUGUAUUUUUGUGUAUUUUUAUGCAUGUUAAAUAUUUAAUUGAAAUAAAAAUAAAUGCAAAAGGAAAAAAUUUUUACCAUAUGUGCAUCUGGAAAUAAGGAAGCAUUAGUUAAUCUUAUUGAAAAGUCUGAUGAUAAAUUAACUUUAUUGUCUACCAAAUGUUCUGAUGGGAAAUCAAUGUUAGAAAUUGCUGCAUGUUUUGGACGCGUAAAUAUCAUUGAAGAACUUGUUAAAAAUGGCUUAAAAUUAGAGGAUAAAUCAGAAAGAGGUUAUACUUUGCUACAUUGGUGUGCUUGUUGGGGUCAUACUGAAGUGAUAAAAUACUUGUGUGAUAUAAAUGUUAUUAACAUUUAUCAAGCAAAUAUUUUUGAAGAAACAGCAAGACAUAUAGCAUUAAGGUAUAACAAAGGCGAUUGUGUUCAACUUCUAGAAAAAUAUGCUUCAUUGAGGGAUUACAUAACUGAAUGUAAACAAAUUACUACAGAUCCAGACAAAAAUAUGGGGCGUUUGACCAAAUUUGAUAAGACAAGUAUAAACAAACAUUGUGACGAGAAAUUUGAAUGGAUGAAACAAAAUCGAGAAAAUGCUACAUCAGAGCAAAUAAAAGAAAAGCAGCACGAGCUGGAACAUCAACUGGAAGUCAUAUUUAACAAAUUGAAAUAGUUAAAACAUUUUAUUUUUAAAACAAUUUAAUUUAAAAUGCAAAGUGAUUCGUUGAAGUGUAAUAAAAUUAUGAAAUAUAGUUUGUCAUAAGUU
Hydra vulgaris (swiftwater hydra) is the source of this 843-nucleotide messenger RNA. The record is from RefSeq and is a predicted model, not a curated record. NCBI's taxonomy places the organism in Eukaryota, Metazoa, Cnidaria, Hydrozoa, Anthoathecata, Hydridae.